Messenger RNA from Pogona vitticeps (central bearded dragon), 969 nucleotides. RefSeq names its product olfactory receptor 8G50-like. The record is from RefSeq and is a predicted model, not a curated record. Gene Ontology annotation, cellular component: membrane. Gene Ontology annotation, biological process: G protein-coupled receptor signaling pathway. Gene Ontology annotation, molecular function: G protein-coupled receptor activity; olfactory receptor activity. Lineage: Eukaryota; Metazoa; Chordata; Lepidosauria; Squamata; Agamidae.
AUGGAAAACCAAACUACCAUAACAGAGUUUUUGCUCUUGGGACUUUCCAGCAACCAACACCUACAAGUUUUUUUCUUUUUGAUGUUUCUAGUAAUUUUUCUAGUCACUAUCUUAGGAAAUGCAGCCAUCAUACUUGCAACCAAGAUUGGCUCCAGUCUUCAUAGCCCCAUGUUCUUUUUUCUUGCUCACCUAGCUUUUGUUGACAUCUGCUAUUCUUCUGUUACUGUCCCCAAGUUGCUGGAAAACCUUAUAACACAGCAGAAAACUAUUUCCUGGGAAGGGUGUAUAGCACAGAUCUUCUUCUUUUUCUUGAUCGCAUGUACUGAGGUAUUCAUUCUCUCAGCAAUGGCAUAUGACCGCUAUGUUGCUAUCUGUGACCCACUACAUUAUAUUGUAACCAUGAAAAAAGAAAAUUGCAGACAACUAGUUGGUGCAUCCUGGACAGCUGGUUUAUUCUAUGCUUUAAUGAAUGCUUUGCCUGCAUCAAACCUGCAGUUUUGCAGAGACAAUACAAUCGACCACUACAGCUGUGAAUUGCCUUUACUCUUGGUUUUAUCUUGUAGUCAGACCUUCACCAACUACAUUGUACUUCUUUCAACUGCAUUUAUUUUUGGCUUUGUUUCAUUCCUUCUCACCCUCAUCUCUUACAUUUAUAUUAUCUCUAAUAUCCUGAAGAUUCGUUCUACAGAAGGCAGACAUAAAGCUUUCUCUACCUGCAGCUCUCACCUCAUUGUGGUUGGCUUGUUUUAUAUUUCAGCCUUUUUCCGGUAUAUGAAGCCUAAUUCAGAAUCACUUAGAGAUCUGGACAAAUUGGUUUCUAUCCAGUAUAGCAUCUUAACUCCCAUGUUAAAUCCUCUCAUAUACAGCUUGAAAAACAAAGACAUCAAAAUGGCUUUGGCAAAAAUAUUUAGAAAGGGUAAUUUUGUGAAUAAAGCCAGUCUUUGCUCUUCCUUUAAAUUAAUAACAUGA